Messenger RNA from Pyrenophora tritici-repentis Pt-1C-BFP, 566 nucleotides. Its product is annotated as mitochondrial 37S ribosomal protein uS13m. The record is from RefSeq and is a predicted model, not a curated record. Gene Ontology annotation, molecular function: structural constituent of ribosome; RNA binding. Lineage: Eukaryota; Fungi; Ascomycota; Dothideomycetes; Pleosporales; Pleosporaceae. Gene Ontology annotation, biological process: translation. Gene Ontology annotation, cellular component: ribosome; mitochondrion; small ribosomal subunit.
AACGCGGAAAGUCAUUGUCGGAAGCGCGCGACACCAUGGUGUUCAUAAACGGCUUCAGCUUCACUGAAGCAACUCUCGUGAAACGCUCGCUGGAGUCCUUCUUCGGCAUCGGUCCCUCCGUGUCGCAGCGCAUCAUGGCCAAAUUCUACAUUCACCCGUGGGCCAAGGUCGGCAGUUUGAAAAAUUCCACUCUGCUGGAUCUGUCAGCGGAAUUGACCAAUAUGAAGAUCGAGAACGAUCUGCGGCGGCAAGUUCAGGAUGACAUACGGAGGUUGAGGGACAUGGGCACAUACCGGGGAAGACGACAUGCUAUGGGUCUGCCAGUGAGGGGUCAGAAGACUAGGACACAGAUCACAACUGCACGACGACUGAACAAGGUCGAACGAGGUGGUACUGGGCGAGUGGCUAUGUGAGGUUGAGGCGAGCACACGCCUGUAUCAUAAUGUACAGCAUGCAUUGGACGGCGUCUACAAUACAGGUUUAGGAAACUCAUGGCACAUCAAAUAAACAUGACCGUUGAGACUACAGGUGACUGCAUCUUAGCUCGUAUGAUAUUUCUUUUCCUU